GGACAGACAUGGGGCCCAGCUCCCAGCCCCUCCUCCUGCUCCUGCUGGCACUACCCCUCAGGGGCCAGGCCAGCACAAGCUGCUAUGGGAUCCCAGGGAUGCCGGGCAUGCCCGGGGCCCCAGGAAAGGACGGGCAUGACGGGCUGCCAGGGCCCAAGGGCGAGUCAGGAAUUCCAGCUAUCCCUGGGACACGAGGACCCAAGGGCCAGAAAGGAGAACCCGGCACACCUGGCCACCCUGGGAAAAAUGGCCCCAUGGGGGCCUCCGGGAUUCCAGGCACCCCAGGAAUCGUAGGCCCCCCUGGGGAGCCGGGCGAGGAGGGCAGAUACAAACAGAAGCACCAGUCGGUGUUCACAGUGACACGGCAGACAAGCCAGUUCCCGGCGCCCAACAGCCUGGUCAAGUUCAACACAGUCAUCACCAACCCGCAGAGGCAUUAUGACACGAGCACGGGCAAGUUCACCUGCCAUGUGCCCGGCCUCUACUACUUUGCCUAUCACACGUCACACACGGCCAACCUGUGCGUGAAGCUGUACCGCAGUGGCAUCGAGGUAACCACCUUCUGCGACCACAUGUCCAACAGCAAGCAGGUCAGCUCAGGCGGCGUGCUACUGCGGCUGCAGGUGGGCGAGCAGGUGUGGCUGGCUGUCAACGACUACAACGGCAUGGUGGGUACCGCGGGCUCCGACAGCGUCUUCUCUGGCUUCCUGCUCUUCCCCGACUAG
Messenger RNA from Trichechus manatus latirostris (Florida manatee), 725 nucleotides. It is a transcript of the gene C1QC, whose product is annotated as complement C1q C chain. Lineage: Eukaryota; Metazoa; Chordata; Mammalia; Sirenia; Trichechidae. Gene Ontology annotation, molecular function: protein binding. The record is from RefSeq and is a predicted model, not a curated record. Bases 9 to 725 code for a protein of 238 amino acids. The transcript has 2 exons.